Molecule: messenger RNA, 2100 nt
Organism: Zasmidium cellare ATCC 36951
Lineage: Eukaryota; Fungi; Ascomycota; Dothideomycetes; Mycosphaerellales; Mycosphaerellaceae
Product: GMC oxidoreductase
Exons: 7
Coding region: 1-2100 (699 amino acids)
Molecular function (GO): oxidoreductase activity, acting on CH-OH group of donors; flavin adenine dinucleotide binding
Source: RefSeq, a predicted model, not a curated record
AUGGACCCUAUUUCGAGCGUGCCAUCCUCCCGCACAGACUGCACUAGUUCCUGCCUAGUCGGUUCCACAGGCCUUGAAUACGCUCCUCCUGAACUCAAACCUGGAUAUAGGCCUUUCUUAUUGACGACCGUGUCCGUGGCAAAGGCUUCUUCACAGAUGGGUCAAAAUUCGGGUGUUCGUGCUAUCGGAAAACCGCCCUUGAACAACGACCGAAUGUCCAUAUCAGAUUACGAAUUCUACCAUCUUGAGGCUUGCAGCAGCAAAUGGGUCACCAUAGGCGCCUCGCAAGAGUAUGAAUUCAUCGUGAUUGGGAGUGGAGCCGGCGGCGGUCCUCUUGCGGCGAAUCUUGCACGCACGGGUCAUACAGUCCUUCUCCUUGAGGCAAGGACAGAUAAUGGAGAUUCUAUGCUGCAGCGUGUGCCUUCAUUCUCAGACUUCGCGGCCGAGAGCGACGAAAUGGCCUGGGCCUUCUACGUCGACCAUUACACCAACACAACUCAAGCUUACCGUGACAACAAAUACACCUGGCGACAUCAGAACGGAUCGAUUUUCAUCGGCACAGGUCAAGACGCCGGGGAUGCCGAGCCUCUGGGUAUCAUCUACCUAAGAGGUGCCACGCUCGGGGGCAGUACGCAGGUCAAUGGCAUGUGCUUUACGCUGCCACCUGACGCACAGUGGGACGAGCUUGCUGCGUUGACGGGAGAUGAUUCUUGGAACUCGACUAGCAUGCGGACGAUCUUUGAACAACUAGAAGCUUGCGACUAUCUUCCUAAUGGCACUGCCGGGCAUGGCUUUGAUGGGUAUAUCCAUUCCAACCAAUUGCCAUUGUCCCUCCUCGACCUACAGCCCGGUCUUCGAGACGUGCUUGGAUCAGUGUAUGGAGCACUCGGACAAUCGAAGCCAAACUCCACCACAGACUUGAUCAACCGUAUCGGACGAGACAUGAAUCGACUGGAUCCGAUACGCUACGAAAACAGCGAUCUAUACACCAUGGUGAUCGAUCAGAAUGCAGAUCAUGUACGAACGGGUGCUCGCGACUACAUCAUGGACACACUUCAGGCCACACACGCGAAUGGGAGCCGGCGGUACCCAGGACUUACGAUUAGUACACAGUCCUUCGCCACAAGAGUUCUCUUCGCCAACAAGACAACGGAAUCAACUCGCCCUCGAGCGACUGGUGUCGAAUACGUAGCCGGCGAGUCAGUCUACAAAGCAGAUCUUCGCUUCCCCAAUCGAGGAGCCAGACCCAUCACUCCAGUACAAGCGAUCGCAACCCGCGAAGUCAUCGUCUCAGGAGGCGCAUUCAACACCCCCCAAAUCCUAAAACUAUCCGGAUCGGCCCCCGCGAGGAUCGACCUCCCAGCGGUGGGCCAAAACCUGCAAGACAACUACGAAGGCGGCAUCACCGUCGAGGCCGCGCGAGACUUCACGACUCUAUUCACAAACUGCACCUUCGGCGACCCAGGCGACCCCUGCCUCGCCGAGUUCACACUCAACCACACAGGUCCCUACACCAUCGGCUCCGCCUGGGCCGCACUCCUCUUCGGCUCCAGCGUCGCCACGACCCCCGACACAGACAUCUACGCGCUUAGUGCUCCCCUCUCAACAUUCUGGUGGUCGCUCGUGAAAAUGCGUCCACAAGGCCGGGGCUCAGUAAAAUUACGCUCAGCGGACCCCUUCGACACCCCCCUGAUCAAUUUUGAAUACUUCGCCAACGGCGGUGCCCACGACCUCCAAGCCCUCCAGGACGCCGUCAAGUUCAUCCAAGCCGCCAUGAACAGCAAGGGUGGGGGCUACUCCCCCUUCACGACCAUCGCGCCGGAACCCUCCGUGAGUAUCCAGCAGGGCAUCAAAGACUACGCGUUUGGGCAUCACUGCGCGUGUAACUGUGCGAUGGGGCCUGCGAAUUCGAGCGCGGCGUGUGUGGAUUCGCAGUUGAGGGUGCAUGGGGUGGAGGGGUUGAGGGUGGUGGAUACUUCUGUUUUUCCGGGGGCGAUGGGGGCGAUGGGGGCGUUUCCCAUGCUGCCGACUUUUAUGGUGGGGUUGAAGGCUUUUAGGUUUAUAAGGGCGGAGGUGGAGGGGGCGGUGCUUUCCAACUGA